Molecule: messenger RNA, 2883 nt
Organism: Sinocyclocheilus rhinocerous
Lineage: Eukaryota; Metazoa; Chordata; Actinopteri; Cypriniformes; Cyprinidae
Exons: 13
Coding region: 178-1452 (424 amino acids)
Source: RefSeq, a predicted model, not a curated record
CUCAGACUAGUUCAGAGCAGCUUGUACAUCUCUCACGCGCUGUGGGAAGACGAAGCUCCAGCUGGAACAUCCAAGGUUCAGCUGCUGUGACAAAAUUUUGUGGAGCUUUGUGGAGUUUUUUUUUUAGCUGACAUCAUCAUAUCUCACCUAGUGACUGAAUUACCCCCAUAACAAAGUAUGGAGGGGGCCGUGGUGAACAACCUGAUAGACUUUGAUUCGCCCCCAGAAGGGACAGCUCCCUCUGUUCUUGGACCUCCCAGUGGGGUGGAAUUUUUCUCAUCCGAGCCUCUCGUCCCUGAGCCUGCGAGCGACGCCACGAUGGAGCCCCUUCUACCAGAGCCAAUGGCCCCCACACACACUUCCCACAGAGAAGAAGAUAGUGACGCCACCGAAUCUGCCGACAGCGACAACGAGGACACAGAAUCCCCAUCGCACCCGUCGAGUACGCGACGGUCCUCAUCCUGCUCCAGUCACAGUGCUGAGGACGCAGAGGAGACGGAGAUAAGAGCGUUCAUGAAAACCUACGUGGCAAAGCUCUUCCAUGGAAGGGAGGACUUUGAUCAAGAGGAGAAGGCUCGCUUUGGAGAGCUGUGCACUGGAGAGAACGGCAAAGGCAGGGACUGGUUCGCCAAAUAUGUCAGUGCACAGCGCUGCCACUCCAAAUGUGUGAGUGAACAGACGUUCUACAGGCUGGUGCAGUCCUUCGCUGUUGUUUUAUUUGAAUGUCACCAGGUGGAUGAUUAUGGUCCAGCCAAACACCUCAUGACCAUGUGCUUCACAUAUUACUACAUGGGUAAGUCCCAGCUAUCUCCCACAGAGCUGCUAGAGAGGCCCAGCGGGGGGAUCGACUCGUACCUGCGCAGUGGAAAGGUCUGGCUCUCUGGGAAGAAAGAUAUUGCAGAGCGACUGCUCAAAAACACCUCCGCUAAGACUGAAGUUAAAGGAUUCUUUGGGGGUCUGGAGAGCAAAUUGAGAGGGCCCUUGGGCCGAAAGAAUGAAGACACAGACAAACUUGCUGAACAGAAAACCAAAACUCCAGUUUCCCCCCCUCUCUCUCCGGAUAGAAAAGAAGAGGAGAAAAUCUACCUGUACACACAGCUAAAACAGCAGCCCAUUUGGCACACUUUGAGGUUUUGGAACGCAGCAUUUUUCGAUGCCGUCCACUGUGAGAGAAAUAAAAGAUCCCCCACCACGAGGCGGACGGCUGAGGAAGAGAAAGAUGAAAGAGAAAAGUGGUGUCAUAUGACCCAGGAAGAGAAAGAUGAUAGCUCCAGAUUUAAUGAGAACAUCACUUUUGGUCAGCUGGGAACAUUCACCCAUAAUAUGGUGGCUUUUGGAUUGAGCAAGAAACUCUGCAAUGACUUCCUGAAGAAACAGGCAGUCAUUGGAAAUCUGAAUGAAGAGCAAUACAAGCUGCUGUGUGACCACAUUGAGCAGAUGGCUGCAGAGUGAAUAUCCAAAACCAUCUAAACUCUUCCAUUCACAUCAGCAUAUCCAUUCAAGCUCUGAAGAUCAGUAUUCCACAAAUGCCAACAUAGUUUCGCCUCUAUUAUCACCCCAAGGUCCUACCACUGACCUUACCAACCAGUACAGGAAUAUUAGUACAGGAAACUAAAAUAGUUGGCAUAGGAUCAGCCACACCCCAUGAUCCUUCAAGUGUCAAGCUGUAGUGUAAAAAUGGUUUAUUUUUGUCCAAACCUCAACAAUGUGAAAACCAAAUAUGCACAUACUCUGGAAUAGCAAUAUGGCUCAGAGUCUUCAGGCAUCAUACUAUAUAAUAUGGAGUUUAUAUUGUAUGACGUGAACACAAUGCAAAUCACCAUUUAAAAUAUUCCAUAUAUCUUUCCUGCUACUUUUAUGUACAGAACUAUAGUACUAAAAGUGUCCUUUGAGCAAAUACAAUGGCAAAUAACGAACAAAAAAUACAGUCUAACAAUAUCAGUAUUUCAUUAUAUCAAUAUCAACAAAAUCAAUAUUAUUAGUCAAUAUUUCUAAGUCCAUCUGCUCUCCAGAAGUCUCUACUGGUCUGUUCUUGUUAUACGUUCCCAUUUAUUGCACUUUUCUGAUUUUGUGUUCUUCCUGUAUGGAUAAAUUGAGUAUUAAUUGUGUUGGUGACAGUUUAAAGUGCCUUUAGUCAUUUAUGUAAGCGGUGAUCUUCCCAUUUUAGUGCGAACAAACCUGUGUCAGCAUGCUGUUAUCCUCCCAUGACUCUCUGGGGUAGCGCUCAUAAGUUUGUGCACCCUGCCAGUAGAUGUGUUAGUGUUGUAUGGAUAAUGCUUGCGGUUGGAAUUCAAGUCAGUUAAAGAAAAGUAUCAUGUUGCAGCUGUUUCGAUGUUGUACAGUGUUGUGUCUUUUGCGCGUGGCAUGCAUGCACAUUGUUUACCAUCUACUUACACUGUUGUGCAAUUACAUUUCAAGCCAGUAGAGGGCAAUCAUAACCCUCCGCUUCGACUGUAGAUCGGUGGAGGUGAAUGUCAACCGUGAGUGGGGUCUUCAAGAGCUUUUAUUGAAUCAUAUAUCCUCCAUCUGAGGAAAAUCUAAAGUUAAUAUAUUUGGUUUGUAAAUACAGAUUGGUUUGUUCACAGAAUAAUGAGGAAUUGGAUGCCAAAUAUGGGCUGGUUUAAAGGGGUCGUCAGAUUGUUGGGCAUUUAUUUAUUCGGCGUCUGUAUGUGUUGUACGUGAGCGCAUGGUUGUAUCAGGAGUGUGCUGGAUCCAGUAUGGUCUUUGCAUUUCAGAUGAUGUUGUUAACAUUGUGCUGUCUAUGUAAAUUUAUGUUCAUAGUAAGCUCAGUGGUCUGCAUUGUAUUUUCCCAAGUGCCCUGAGUUUCCUAUUGGAUCGUACCUGGAAACCAACAAGAGAGGUGUUGAACUGUCUCUAAUGUGU